ACAUGAUCUUGUUUAAUUAAGCACUAAUCAGUAUUUAUCAAGUCCAAUCCAACGACAGAUUAAGCUAUUUUCUUAUAGAUAUCUCUGAAGCUGCAAUUAAUAAGAAGCCACAGAGGAGUGAGAUACGACCCUACAGCGUGACCUCUACAAGAUGACCGGAUCACAACUCCAGAUGAUACUACCGAAAUUCCCCUCAUGUUCCUACCUGGAGAAUAAUCCAUCAAGUAAACAAAAUAUCCUUGAACGGCUGGAGGGUGGUGAGGUAGUUCUAGGAGAUGGAAGCUACUGCGCUACCCUGGAGAAGAGAGGAUAUGUCAAGGCUGGUCACUACACUCCUGAAGCUUCUGUAGAGAAUCCUGAGGCAGUUGAAGCUCUUGCUUAUGAAUAUGCCAGAGCUGGAGCUGAUAUAACCCAAACAUUCACCUACUACUCCAGAGAUGUAGGAACUCCCGAUGAUGUUAAUCUAACUUGUGGAGAGAUAAACCAAGGAGCCUGUAAUAUUGCGAAGAAGAUUGCCAAGGAAAAAGGAACAAUUGUAGCUGGAGGAAUAGUUCAGACAGGAGUUUUUUCAACCAAGAGAGACAAGAAGGAAGUCCACGAAGAGUUAAGAGAAGGAUUAGAAGUUCUGAUUCAGAAUGAUAUUGAUCUCAUCAUUGUGGAGUUCUUUGGAAACAUAAUAGAAAUGGAAUGGGCUAUUGAACUUGCACUAAGUUACAAUAAACCUGUUGCUGCAACCAUGUGUAUUGGUCCCAAGGGAGACACUGAUGGAGUUCAACCUGAAGAAUGCGCAGUCAGAAUGGCUCGUGCAGGCGCUCAUAUAAUUGGUACUAACUGUAAGUUUGAUCCAUUCAUCAGCUUGGAAACUAUGAGACGAAUGAAAGCUGGACUUGAUGCAGAAAAUCUUCAUCCCUAUCUAAUGUGCCAGCCUUUAGGAUUCCGAACUCCAGAUGUAAACCACUUUGGAGGUUUUCAUUUACCAGAGUUCCCUUUUGCAAUGGAGCCGAGACAGAUUACAAGGAUUGAAGCUGCUCAGUUUGCUAGGGAAGCAUAUCAUCUUGGUAUCAGAGUUAUUGGAGGUUGCUGCGGCAUUGAAUCACAUCAUAUCCGAGCAAUGGCCGAGGAGCUGGCAGUAGAGCGGGGAGGGCUACCUGAAGGAUCUAGGAAGUCAGAUCAUGAUUUGUCAACCCUCAAGAAAAAAGGAGAUAUGGGCAGGGACGAGUUCAAGAUGAAGGGAAGUAAAGAAUACUGGCAGAGCUUGAUUCCUUGCACGGGAAGACCACUCUCCUCAGCUCUCAAUAGAACGAUGAACCCUGAAGUUGUAGAUAGGAGUGUACUAAACUAACUAUAGGAUCCACCAAGUUUGAUAUUUUGAAUAUCAAGUAUUAGAAAUUGCAAAUAUAGUGUGAGACAUAAUGCACUAAUCGUUCAGGAUAAUUAAGAAAACAUGAGAAACUUAAUUUUUUGUAUUUGCACGUUUUUUAUUUUUUAACCGAUUUUACCUUAAAAUACGUACUUAAAAUUUCAA
Messenger RNA from Eurytemora carolleeae, 1525 nucleotides. Its product is annotated as betaine--homocysteine S-methyltransferase 1. Gene Ontology annotation, molecular function: betaine-homocysteine S-methyltransferase activity; zinc ion binding. Bases 152 to 1342 code for a protein of 396 amino acids. The record is from RefSeq and is a predicted model, not a curated record. Lineage: Eukaryota; Metazoa; Arthropoda; Copepoda; Calanoida; Temoridae. The transcript has 13 exons.